Messenger RNA from Lepus europaeus (European hare), 1457 nucleotides. RefSeq names its product transmembrane protein 179B (gene TMEM179B). NCBI's taxonomy places the organism in Eukaryota, Metazoa, Chordata, Mammalia, Lagomorpha, Leporidae. The record is from RefSeq and is a predicted model, not a curated record. Bases 23 to 682 code for a protein of 219 amino acids. The transcript is spliced from 5 exons.
GCUCGCUGGUGGCUGGGCCGCCAUGGCGCUGCGGUGUCUGCAGCGCGUCGAGCUCGCGCUCUUCGCUGCCGCCUUCCUGUGCGGGGCGGUGGCGGCCGCGGCGCUAACCCGGACCCAGGGCUCCUUCAGUGGCAGGUGUCCCCUGUACGGUGUGGCCGCCCUGAAUGGCUCCUCCCUGGCCUUAGCCCGCCCCUCAGCCCCAUCCCUCUGCUACUUUGUGGCGGGGGCCUCCGGCCUCCUGGCUCUCUACUGCCUCCUGCUCCUGCUCUUUUGGGUCUACAGCAGCUGCAUCGAGGACUCCAGCAGGGGUCCUCUAGGGCUCCGCGUCGCACUGGCUGUCUCAGCUGUCGCCGUCUUCCUCAUCUUAGUGUCUGCCUGUGUCCUUCGCUUUGGCACCAGCUCUCUCUGCAACUCCAUCAGCUCCCUGAACAAAACAAUUAGCUGCUCUGGAGCCCAGAAAAUCCCGUGGACACCCCCUGGAACCGCUCUGCAGUUUUACUCCAACCUACACAACGCUGAAACGUCUUCCUGGGUGAAUCUGGUCUUGUGGUGUGUGGUCUUGGUGCUCCAGGUCGUGCAGUGCAAGUCUGAAGCCGCCCCAUACCGGCCUCUGGAAAGGGGUGACCCUGAGUGGAGCACUGAGACAGAUGCUCUGGUUGGGCCACGCCCUUUCCAUUCCUGAAGAAACUGAAGAACACCUCCUACAGCCAAAGACUCCAUGCCCAAGUGCCUGCAAUCCUCUUGCCCCUUGCGUGGUCCUAUUUAUAUCGGGAGUCUCUCUUCCCUACAGGAGGGAAACACGACAGACUGCCCCUCCCCAACCGCCUUCUUACAGCUGUUUUUGUACCAAAAUAUUAUAUGACUUUCUUCAUCUGGUAUAAAAUUCUUGAUGUUAAGCAAGUAGCUGGGAGGGAGGCUUGAAACAGGGACCAGGGAGUUGUCUUUGGGUGACUCCUCCCCUUUGCUGUCAGUGAAUCUUGGGUACAUUUUCACAAACCUGGUGUCACUCCAUCUCAAAGAUUUCUUUUUAUUCCCCUCUGGGAGGGGUGAGUGACCUAAAGUUUCUUUACAAGCUCCGGUAGGCACCCACAGUGUUGUCAAAGAGCUGAGUGUUGGGGAAGUGUCCAGCCUUGUCCAGGAGGAAGUAGAAGCGCCUGCCUUUGACCUUCAGAGGUAACAUAGCAGGGACUUCACCCCGGUGGGCCAUGCAGGAGACCUGGUUCAAGGGGACAGUGAUGUGGGCCCCCCAGCCAAAGGGGGCAUGAGUGGUGAGUGUCACCUGCUGCCCUCCAGCCCGAAGCAUCACUGAACGCACAGACCGGAGAGAGAAAAGAAGACCGGCAGCAAGCACCAGGGUUCCUGCGGGAACAGCAAAGACUGGGUGAGCGGUUUUCACUGGCCGAGCACCAGUCCUUCCGGCGCCUCCUGAAUAAAAGCAUGGUGAUGACGUUCACGGA